AUGUCAUCCUCGCUCGACGUCAACAACAACGAGCCAAUGGUCGGUGCUGCACUGCCGAAUAUUGUUGGUGAUGAUGAUGAAAAUGACAGGGCUGAAAAAUUGAAUAACGAUUCGGACUCGGAAAAGCAUCUCUCAAGCAAUGCAUCGGCUCUUGUUAAUAUUAUAAAGGCGAAUAUCGGAUCGGGAAUUUUAGGAAUGCCCUAUGCCUUUAAAUGUGCUGGAUAUUGGCUGGGUCUUUUUAGUAUUGUGAUUAUUAUGUUGAUUGUAGUGCAUUGCACUAUUUUAUUGGUCGACAGUAAAAGGUAUCUCAACAACAUGUUGAAAAAGAAACGAAAGAAGAAAAAGGAUGAAAAUGGAAUUGUGGUUGGGGAUGAAAUCUCUGAGGCACAAUCAUCACCAACUCCGACCAUACCUUUGACAACAAAAACAGAAGCAACAUCGUCGACGACAAUGGAUGAGAAGGAAAUUAUUACAUUUAACGAUAUUGGUCAUGCAGCGUUUGGUCGAAUUGCUACAGUGAUUAUUACGUUCUUUUUGUUUGUUACGCAGUUGGGAUUUUGUUGUGCUUAUCUAACGUUCAUUUCUUCGAAUUUAAUGAACAUUUUUGGGACCCCAACGACAUUGGGAUGGAAGGCUCUCUUUAUUUUUCUUACAGGAGUUACCGUCUUUCCAUUCUGUUGCAUCCGCAAUUUGAAAUACCUUUCUCCAGUUAGUAUAAUCUCAGAAAUUAUGAUUAUUCUAGGAGUUGGAAUCGUAUUGUAUUUUGCGUGUGACAAACUUGCGUCUGAGCCGUUCCCAGGUCUAUAUCGAAAUUUGAGACCUUACAAUUUCGAACAAUUUGCCACCUUCUUUGGCAUUUGUUUAUUUGCAUUUGAAGGAGUUGGACUAGUUCUUCCCAUCGAAUCGAAUAUGAAAGAUAAGAAGGCCUAUCCCAUGUUACUCUUUGUUGGAAUGAUUAUAAUUUGCGCUUCAAUGAUCUUAUUAGGAAUUGUGGGAUAUUUGGCCUAUGGUAUGGGAGUGAAUAGUUUGAUCACGUUCAAUCUUCCCGCAAGUGGAGCCUUACCCCUUAUUAUCAAGAUCUUCCUCAUAAUUGCUCUUCUUUUCACAUAUCCAAUUCAACUCUUUCCAAUUUCUCAAAUGAUGGAUUCUGCAACGGGAUACCUUGCCUCAUGGAUACGGAACAAAAUUCACAAGAAAACAACAAAGGAAUUAGAAACAGAAGAGGAACAAGAGGAGGAACAGCAUGCUCUUCUUACCCAACCCACAAAAUCUGGCCAAAAUUCCAUCAAUUCUAAGAGUGACAGCUCGGAUGAGAAGCGGAUGAAUUCUUUACUACCUGAUGAAACAAUAGCCACACGAUCCAAUUUUAAGGCCAAAGGCUCAGCAUUGUACCUUCUCAUGCAAGCAUGUCUCUCUCCGAAAUUCCAUCUCGAAAACUUUAUUCGCUUCCUAAUGAUCAUGUCCACAGUUUUAUUCUCUGCAUUUAUUCCUUCGUUUGGUGACUUUUUAGGAUUAAUUGGAGGAUUUGGAGGAACAACGUUAGCAUUAGUCAUGCCCUGUGCAAUUCACUUGAAAGUCAUGUGGAAACAUAUUGAUUGGAGUGUCAAAACCAAAGAUAUUGUAUUGAUUAUUUUCGGUUUGUUUGCAACCAUCUUCUCUACGUAUAUUUCCUUCCGAGAUUUGGUCACACAUUUAGAAGAGGGGCAAUAA
This is a messenger RNA of Naegleria fowleri, 1710 nucleotides long. RefSeq lists its product as uncharacterized. The coding region runs from base 1 to 1710 and encodes 569 amino acids. Gene Ontology annotation, cellular component: vacuolar membrane. The transcript has 3 exons. The record is from RefSeq and is a predicted model, not a curated record. Gene Ontology annotation, molecular function: amino acid transmembrane transporter activity. Gene Ontology annotation, biological process: amino acid transmembrane transport. Lineage: Eukaryota; Heterolobosea; Eutetramitea; Acrasida; Naegleriidae.